This is a messenger RNA of Elaeis guineensis (African oil palm), 2395 nucleotides long. RefSeq lists its product as uncharacterized. Gene Ontology annotation, molecular function: transmembrane transporter activity. The record is from RefSeq and is a predicted model, not a curated record. NCBI's taxonomy places the organism in Eukaryota, Viridiplantae, Streptophyta, Magnoliopsida, Arecales, Arecaceae. Gene Ontology annotation, biological process: transmembrane transport. Gene Ontology annotation, cellular component: membrane.
ACCAUUCUCAUCCUGCCACGUAAUUGGAUUUAAUUCUUAAUCGCAAGCGAACAGUACCUUCGGUACUAUUUAGUUAACGACAAGCCGCGGUCCUCCGUACACGUUCCAGCUACGGUCCAGGUGUCUCUCAUACCACCUCCACAGCGCCGUGGGAUAAACGCAUGUUCCGGUAGUUUCUUUGGUGGCGCCCGCUGAUGCACACGGAGUGUUUCCGGCCACGUGGAAUGAAACGACUGGUGAAUUCGGGGGAAUUUGCUUAAUGGUGGCGGAACAAGGAACAUGUAACGUGCAUCAGCGGGCGCCACCAAAGAAUUUUCCCUGAAUUUUCGCACUGCAAGCAGACAAACCAGCUCGCAGCGGUCCGGCUACUUUCAAAAGACUAAAAUACCCUCAUGCCUCCCGGAUGUUAUUUUAUUUUAUCAGACCUAUCUCCGUCAUUUGACACUGCCAUCUCCUUUUCUCAUCGUCCAGCUCCGGAUCGUUGGUCCGAACGCACGUCGCCCUGAGAUCUCCAAGCCGUACAUCCCACACGAGCCGUCUGAUGGGAAGCGGCGAAGAGUCCAAGCCGUCCAUCCUGUAUGACCCCUCCUCCUCCACCCAGCCCCUCCUCUCCGCCACCGACCCCGCCGUCCCCCCGCAGGACGCCGACGACGACCAGUACCCCCCGAUCUCUUACCAGCACGGCCCUCGCCCCCUCCGCGACCUCCCCGCUCUCGUCCUCUUCCUCGUCCUCUCUCUUUCUACCAUCGCUUUCGGCCUCGUCGCCGUCGCCCGCCGUAACCCCGCCGCCUCCCGCGCCUCCUCCUUCGUCUUCGACCCCGCCUCCUCCUCCUGCGUCCUCCGCUCCUCUAAUACCCUCUCUCUCUCCCUCUUCUUUUCUUCCCCUUUCUUGAAAGAUCUCAUCUGGACUCUCGUCGUCACCCUCCUUCUGUCCGGCCCCAUCGCCCUCGCCAUCCUCUGGCUCCUCCGCCAUUACGCCAAACAGGUGGUGUACACCGCCCUUCCCUUCUUCAUCCUUAUCCCGGCCUUCAUCAAUGUAUACUGGUUCGCCGCCUGCACCCUCAACCACGGCUGCCGCCACUCCUUGCCCCUCGCUUACCGAAUCCUUGCCCUCAUCUUUAUCUUCAUCCUCAUCGCCAUCAUCCUCUGGAUCAUCGUCGCCAAUUGGCAUCGCGUGGAGCUGACCGUGCGGAUCGUCCAGAUCUCUGCCGCCGCCCUCGCCGGCAACAUCAGCCUGGUCGCCGUGCUUCCCGCGCUGGGACUCGGGCUCCUCGUCUACUUUGCCCCAAUUGUGGUGUUCUUGGUGUACUCGACAUGGAACGGAAAGGUGGUGCCGAAGGAGAAGGAGGGCGCCGGUGGGGAUUAUUAUUUGUGUGUGUGGAGGCAGGAUGGGUGGGUGCCCGCAUACUUUGCGUUGGCGAUCAUCACGAUGAUUUGGUCAGUGGCGACAAUGGUGGAAGCACAGGUGUAUGUCAUCAGUGGGACGAUCGCACAAUGGUACUUCUCCAAGGAGGGGUCCAAGCCUAGCCGGAGCAUAAGGAGCUCUUUGAGGAAUGCUUUUGGUCCCUCCUUUGGUACGGUAUGUUUUUCAGGAAUGGUGAUGGGUGCUAUCCGUAUAAUCCGUGCUAUUGUAGAUAGUGCAAAGCAAGAUGGGGCUCAAGGAUUUGUGAAUCUAGUGCUCAAGUGCUGUGCUAAGUUCUUGCUCUCUGCAUUUGACUUUGUUAACAAGUUUACUGUAAACUUUGCUGCGAUAACGGGUGAAGGGUAUUGUUCUGCUGCUAAGAUGACGUAUGAGCUUCUAAAGCGAAAUCUUCUCUCUGCUGUUUUUGUUGAGACAGUGUCUACACGCAUACUGGCUGGAAUAAUUUUUGUUCUCUCGGCAUUGUAUGCUAUAGCGGUUUGUGCAAUUUUAAAAGCCGUGAGUGCUCUGGGCACAGAAAUGUAUCUGGUUGCAGCCCUCGCCUGGUUGCUGCUGAUGGUGGUAUUGGGUUACUUUGUUCAUGUAUUGGAUAACGUUAUCGACACCGUUUAUGUGUGCUAUGCCAUAGACAGGGAUAAAGGGGAAGUGUGUAAGCAGGAGGUCCAUGAGGUUUAUGUACUUCUCCCUGUCAGUAGAAAUCAUAGACCCUCCGUUAACAACAGAAGUCCAUUGGUUGUAUAAUGACCUGCUUCUCACCCUUUUGUAUAAUUCUGAGAAUGUCAUUUCAUGGAGAUAACACAAAUAAUAAGCGCUGUGCUGCCACCAGGGAAGUUAACAGAUUGUGUGUACAUUCGCCCCCCAAAUCAUCAUCACUUGUAUGAUAACUAAAUUGAUUGUUGCUCGGCUGUAGAAAACAUGUAAUCAUAAUUGUUGUCAUGGCAUGACAUUUUUUGAUGUAGUUGCUUUUUACGUGCU